GGGGGAUUAAGAAACAGGAUAAACAUAAAUAAUUAGGCGUUUUUUCCGGCAAAACGUUUUAUGCACAGUCCAAUCGGUAUAGGGAUUGGCGAUAUAUGGCGAGUUGAAACAUGGCGACUGCACAAGGAACAAAUCCGUCGCAGAUGCUCCCACUGGAGCUCGUGGACAAAUGUAUCGGCUCACGAAUUCACAUCGUCAUGAAAAACGAUAAAGAAAUCGUUGGUACCUUGCUGGGUUUUGAUGAUUUUGUCAAUAUGGUCCUGGACGAUGUGACAGAAUUUGAAAUCACACCAGAGGGGAGGAGGAUAACCAAACUGGACCAGAUCCUACUCAACGGCAAUAAUGUCACCAUGCUCAUACCUGGAGGAGAGGGCCCUGAUGUAUGAAGCCCUGGGUGCUGAGAUAGUUUUGCCUUUUCUACAUUGUGCUCCUUUUGUUGAUUUUGUUAUUUUGAUUAGUUUUCCUGAUUCAUCUUUAGGGAAGAAAAUAUUUUUGUUAUAAGAUACCUAAUGUCAUAUUAAUUUGAAAAUCACACAUGGAAAAAAAAACUACAAUUAAAGGAAAUUCACACAUGAAAA
Messenger RNA from Monopterus albus (swamp eel), 578 nucleotides. RefSeq names its product LSM5 homolog, U6 small nuclear RNA and mRNA degradation associated (gene lsm5). Lineage: Eukaryota; Metazoa; Chordata; Actinopteri; Synbranchiformes; Synbranchidae. Gene Ontology annotation, molecular function: RNA binding. The transcript has 6 exons. Bases 111 to 386 code for a protein of 91 amino acids. Gene Ontology annotation, biological process: mRNA splicing, via spliceosome. The record is from RefSeq and is a predicted model, not a curated record. Gene Ontology annotation, cellular component: U6 snRNP; Lsm1-7-Pat1 complex; U4/U6 x U5 tri-snRNP complex.